This is a messenger RNA of Oldenlandia corymbosa var. corymbosa, 1738 nucleotides long. The record is from the annotation of a GenBank genome assembly. NCBI's taxonomy places the organism in Eukaryota, Viridiplantae, Streptophyta, Magnoliopsida, Gentianales, Rubiaceae.
AGAGCGGGAGAGUAUAUACAAUAUAUAUACUCAAAAUUUUGGCUUUUAUUGUGAGUUAGGAAGGAGAGAAUCAAUAUUCAUGAUUAGCUUGCCACUUUGCUUUUACUUGGAUCUUAGUCCAAUAGUUUAUCCCAUCUAUUGCAUGGCAAUAUUAUAUAAUGUAUAUCAAAAGGUCAGCUACCUAGAGUGCUCUAUAAGCCACCAAACUUUGGGUAGUUUUCAGUAACAAGCAAAAGAAGAAAGAGGAGAGGGUCAUACUCAUACAUCAUGUCAUGAUGUUAUUUUAAUCAUCAUGAAAUAGAUAGUCUUUCCAACCUCUCCUAAUAAGUCAGCCAACUAAUUCAUUUGUAAGGAGAAAGGUUGGAGAUUUUUACAAGGAAGAAGAGGAGUUUCUCACAAUGAGUUCCAACAACAAAUCCUUCCAAGGUGAUCACAAAUUAACUUCAAACAACAACAACAACAACUCCAUCCCUUCGGGAUUUGUUAGCCUUAGGUUGUUGGCCAAUCCAUUCUUCCAAGAAUACUAAAUUCUCCAAACUCCUCCUAACUUCCCUUGAUAUAGUACCCUUUUUUUUGUGCUUCUUGAUUUCUAUCAUAUCAGUUUAAAGACUGAGAUUUUUACACUUUGAUUCAUCCAUGGAAGAACAUUCAAGAAUCCCGAUGGGGAAAACAGUCAGAAUUCUCAGAAGAUCAGUUUACACUUUUCUGCAAAAGUAUCAAUCUUUCACCACAACUGCAGCAAUCCUUGCCUUACCUUAUGCAGCACUAGUCCUGUUGUCAGAAUCUGCAAUUCCAUCAUCUGCUCUGCUUCAGGGGAUUCACAACCGGCUGCAAUCGCUCUUCGAUGCUGCCGGCUUUCCAAGGUCAUCGGAUUUCUUCGCAAUUCUUAACAUCAAGCUGUCUCAGACCAUUGCAACAUCUUAUCUAAUUUUUCCUUUCAUCUUCACCUUCUUCCUUUUCACCAAGGCAUUUGUAAUCCAUACUUUGUCUAAUAACCGUAAGCCCGUCUCGCGAACCCCUUUCGCCUUUUUCAAUUCUCUUUUCGGUCCCCUUUUCUACACUCAAAUUUGCAACAUGAUACUGAUGAUCUCCGCAAAUGCAACCUGUUUCUGCAUCCUGUUCAUCGCGUUCAACUGCGCCGAUGGAUUAGGCCUUGUGAACCCGAAAACACUGCUGAUCUUUUCAGCCACAGGAGCUGUUCUGUACUCCAUAGUUCUUGCAAAUUCCCUCAUCAUUUGCAAUCUUGCAUUAAUAGUCUCAGGGAUGGAAAAUUCCAGCGGAUACAUUGCGAUCCUCAAGGCUUGCGUCCUGAUUCGAGGAAGAACAGCAACAGCAUUAUCCUUGGCUCUUCCUGUUAACCUUGCACUGGCAGCACUUGAGGCCUUAUUUCAAUACCGAAUUAUAAGAGCAAUUCAUGAGUCAGAAUCUCCUUUUCAUCCAUUGUUUUUGAAGGGAUAUUCAUAGCAUAUUUAUACACAAUUCUCCUCGUCUUGGAUACUGUCAUCGGUUGCAUUUUCUACAGAAGCUGCAAAUCAUCAACUACUUCUAUAGAGUUUGAAGCAGAACAGAUAUAUCAGAUUGAGUUUGAAGGUAAAGAUGCCAAUGUCAUUUCCAAAUGGAAAACAUUGGAAACUCUUCCUUAGUUAGUUUAAAUAUUGCUAAAGCUAAGAAGCUCCAUCAAACCUACAAACAGUAAUCCUGUAGAACCGCCCGAGCUAAGAAACAUAUAAUUUUUUUU